This is a messenger RNA of Pseudoliparis swirei, 1260 nucleotides long. It is a transcript of the gene mrpl13, whose product is annotated as mitochondrial ribosomal protein L13. The record is from RefSeq and is a predicted model, not a curated record. Gene Ontology annotation, cellular component: mitochondrial large ribosomal subunit; ribosome. NCBI's taxonomy places the organism in Eukaryota, Metazoa, Chordata, Actinopteri, Perciformes, Liparidae. Bases 81 to 620 code for a protein of 179 amino acids. Gene Ontology annotation, molecular function: structural constituent of ribosome; mRNA binding. The transcript has 7 exons. Gene Ontology annotation, biological process: translation; negative regulation of translation.
CCGAGAAGAACGACCAGACGGACCGUGGUUCACGAGUUGAGGGUCAAAUGUUUUGACGAUGUGCUGGUAGAUUCAUAGAAAUGUCAGGUUUCUCCAGAUCUGCCCAGCAAUGGGCGACUUUCGCCCGUUCCUGGUUCCUGAUCGAUGCCAGACUGCAGCCUCCUGGGAAGAUCGGGACCAUGUGUUCUGUGAGAUUACAAGGGAAACACAAGCCUAUCUACCACGCACUGAGUGACUGUGGCGACCAUGUUGUACUUAUAAACACGAAACACAUAGCUUUUUCUGGAAACAAAUGGGAGCAGAAAGUCUACUCCUCACACACAGGGUAUCCAGGGGGAUUCAAACAGGUCACAGCUGCCCAGCUCCACCACAAAGACCCCAAAGCCAUUGUGAAGUUAGUGGUUUACGGCAUGCUGCCAAAGAAUCUGCACCGCCGCACCAUGAUGCAGCGAUUACACAUCUUUCCUGAUGACGAGCUGCCAGACGAUAUCCGUGCCAACCUGACGGAGGAGCUGCCACAGCCCCGAGAAAUCCCCAAGAAACUCAGCGAGUACACGCAGGAGGAGAUGGAUGCCUUCCCCAGGCUGUGGACACCGCCUGAAGACUACAAGAUGAAAUGAAAUCGAGGCUGCCCGACGGGAACAAAACUUUGGCUCAUCCUCGAUUUAUAUUUCUAGUUCUGGUACUUAAAAUCAGAGGUCUUUUAUGAGAGGGGCAUUGAGAUAUUUUCUGUUUCAAGACACACAAAACAAGUUUUCUGUUCAGAUGAACUCCACAAAAAAUGAAAUCCAGGAAUCUGCACUGGCUUUUUUUUGUGUUGCUUUAAAUCCCAAACUGGCAUUAAAGCUGAACUGAACAGGAAAGCACGAGUCAUAAUCUAUAGAGGCCGAAGUUAUCAACUCAAACUCUUUGCUCCUCUAUACACACACACACACACACACACACACACACUCCUCUGCCAGGAUUACAAUUGACAGGAGACCUGAAACAGUCCGAAACAGCUCAAGACUUCACCAAGGGGCUAUUCUCUGAUCAUAGAGCCAUGAAAUGUUCCGAUCUGGCCUAUAAAAUAUGACAUCUGGUCAGGUGGAUCCUGCCAUUGGUUUGACUGUGAACCUACAAACCAAUCAACGCGAUGGUCAUGAAAUCCUGAGCUUUUUGUCUAGUCUGUGUCUUAGAAAUGUCCAGAGUUGUGAAAGUAAAAGUGUAUUCUGUUUAUGAAAGUUGUAAAAUAGGCUAAUAAACAAUUUAAUAAACCUG